Molecule: messenger RNA, 1350 nt
Organism: Prorocentrum cordatum
Lineage: Eukaryota; Dinophyceae; Prorocentrales; Prorocentraceae
Source: the annotation of a GenBank genome assembly
GUCCAUGGCUGUGAAACCUCAUUGACCAACUACCUGAACCAGUUUAACGUGAACUACAAGAUACAUUUUUCGGGGACGGACCGUUCCAGUGCAGGCGGGGUGGCGAUCUUGAUUCCAUGGUAUGACGAGCGCACUGUGGCGGCUGCUGGGGCUUCGGGACUUCCUCGCCUCCGCCGCCGCGCCCUGGACGAUGGAAGAGCCAUCAUGACGAGCAUCGAGAACCCUGUGACAAAGGGUGAGUUCCGCAUCAUGAAUAUUCACAACUACGAUAUUUCGGAGGCGGGUCGUACAAAGAUCAAACGGGUCUGGAGGGAAUGUAUUGCUUGGUCGAAGCGCGACCCGUUGAAGCACGCGUUCAUUGUUGGCGGCGACUUCAAUAUGACUGAUGUACCGACGGAGUCCAUUCUGUAUCCACAACCGAAACAAACGAGGAGAUCUGAGGCAGGCCGUGCCAACCGUUCGGAGCCGUUCUGGCGUGAGCUCUUCAAUGAUGCGGCGAUGCUCGAGAUUUGUUCUCCAAUUCCGACUCAUUACACUGCUGAUAACAAUACCCUGAGAAUUAUUGAUCGUUUCUUUGUUUCUAUAGAAUCGGCCUUCGACGUUGAGACUGAGAUGGACGUGGAGGUGAUCCAGGACGCCUUCGCACUGAAUGCCAAGCAGCUGAGCGACCAUAUGAUGGAGCCGCACCGCCAGUGGGAGGUGAUCAAGGAACUUAUGACGGUGGCGGCGGAGACUGCGCGUAAUGAACUCUUGGCCAAGGAAGUCACAGGAGAAGGUGAUAUCCCGAGAAGAGCGACCUUACUGGCCUAUGGCGCUGCGGCUCGCGCGGUGCGGCGCCAGGACGUGCGGCUGGCAAAGAAGCUGAUCAACCACGCUAUCGUCGGCGAGAGGGAGCUCUACAUCGAGGGGCACGAGGUGAAGCUGAGGCAGCCCGACACGUUCCACAACCGGGUGAAGGAAGCGCAGGCUGCCAUGUUGGACCGCGAAGCUGCCGCGCUGGAGCGUCAGGGUGCAGGACGCACUACCAAGCGGAGUGCGACGGUGAUGGUGCAGCGGGCGCUCCUGUGGAACAACGCCAAGCGGAUGCUGAUACUGGCUGGUGUGAGGCAGGGCCAGAUGACCAACAUGGCAGCGUCGGGGGCGCUGGCCCCUGAGGAGGUUGAGGUGGUGCGCGAUCCCAGUUCCAUGGUAGAGGCUCUGAAGAAGCACUGGGAGCCCGCCUUCACGGCUUCCCCUGUGCGUGAAGACCUGAUCGGCCCCUUCCUGAAUCGCCGCAUGCCCGAGAUGGAUAAUACGCUGCUGCAGAUUCCCACAUUCGACAACCUCCGCUUCGUCUUCAAACGGGCGAAG